Trematomus bernacchii (emerald rockcod) is the source of this 1587-nucleotide messenger RNA. RefSeq lists its product as uncharacterized. NCBI's taxonomy places the organism in Eukaryota, Metazoa, Chordata, Actinopteri, Perciformes, Nototheniidae. The transcript has 6 exons. Bases 1 to 822 code for a protein of 273 amino acids. The record is from RefSeq and is a predicted model, not a curated record.
AUGGCUGCCUCAAUGCAUCGAGUGGAUUCCAUAGGCAUCCUCUCCAGACUGGCUAGUCUGGGCUGUGUUGUGAGGAGAACAUAUUCAGUGCGAGGGCCUCUCUCGCUUGUGCACGUGGAUACCAACCACAAAUUGAUACGUGGACGGGUAUUCGAGAAAGGUAAUGUAAUUGGGUGCUUCGACCAACAACCGUGCGUCAACAGCCUAUGGCUUCUUCCUAGAGGCAACACAAAGACAUGGAGUGCCUUUAAGGGUCAGAGGAGACCAAGGAGUAGAAAACGUACAGAUAGCGAGAUUCAUGUUUUCGGUUCGCGGCACCGACCGUGGAAGCUUCAUCUCUGGAUUGAGCGUCUUUGGCGUGAUGUACGAGUCAUUGUCACCAACAAGUACUCUGCGAUACUGCUCUCCCUCGAAGAGGAUGGUCUGCUCGACAUCUCAUCAACAGACGACCUCUUCUGUGUGCACUACAUUAUUCUUCCCCGACUUCAGAUGGACUUGGGGAUUUUUACAGAAGGCUGGAACCAUCAUCCACUCAGCACUGAACGGAACCAAUGUCCAGAGCAGUUAUGGCAACUUGGACUGAUGCAGACAAACAUUGAUCAGCCGGAGAGCCCUGAGGAGCCAGAUGUUGACUGGGAAAUUGCUGCUGACCACGAUGGAGAAGAGGAUGCAGGGAUUGUCGUCCCCGAAUUCGACUGCCCUUUGAGUCCAGAAGACAUAACUGAACUUCAAUCAGUAUUUCAGCAAAUUGACCCAAACACUCCGGUCAAGGAACUGUACUUACUCUGCCGUGAGUAUGUAGCUGAAAGAUGUGGCUCUUAAGAAAUACAGCUCCCUUGAAUGACACAGAUGAGGGUAAACCUAGCCUUAAGCCUCAUAGUAGGAAUAUAAUGGGGAAACAGUUUAAGUUAGUAAGGUGUAUUAUAUGUGUAUUACAGUGACUAUAAGAGGUGGAAGAAGUACUUAACUAAAAGUAGAAAUACCUAAAUGUAACAAUACUCUGUUCCAAGUAAAAGUCCUGUGUUCAAAGUGUUACUUAAGUAAAAGUACCAAGAGUAAAGUUACUUGGCACAACUGGUGACAAUUGAAACAACAAUCGACACAAAAUACAGCUCAAAAGUAUAAUGGUUCCCCAACUUCACCAUUUGUUUCAAAAACAUUUUGACUGGAACAGUAUGUGAUGUCACUUGAAAGUUUGACUGUAUAGUAACAUUCUCAUCUUGAACAAAUGAAAACCUUGUCAAAUAAAGUGCAAUAAAGACUGUUUUAACAGAAAACAUCGAUUCUAUGAAUCUUAUGAACGACUAAACUCCCUGCUACUUAUAACAGCCUGUGUUAUAAUGCUCAGGAACUCCGGAUAUGAGCCGAGGUGCCUUGUCGGAAAGGUAAUAGAGUUGGAGCAUGCAUUAACUACUGGAAAGCAUACAGUGUGUGUACCAUAGUGCACGCUGCAAUCGUGGUCGAAUUCAAUUAGGAUUUUAAAUCUCUCUCUCUCUGUUGAGGUGAUGGGGACAUGUGCCUGCCCCGUAAGCCAUUGAAGGAAGCAGCCAACAGUGAUCUUGUGUUUUUCCUUCAUCUCCUCUUCAU